AGCCCUCUACAUCCUGCCCGGGGUCCUUCUCAGCAACACCCUUCCAAGAUGGCAGCCAACAGUAGCAGCACGGGUAGCAAAUCCAGCAACACCGCCGGUGGGAAACAGUCUGGCCCGUCAGCCGAACAGGUGGUGGCAACAUUUCAGAGGAUGCGUCAGGAGCAGCGCAGCAUGGCGUCUAAAUCUGCAGAGCUGGAGAUGGAAAUCAAUGAGCACAGCCUAGUAAUCGAAACCCUGAAGGAAGUGGAUCCUUCCAGGAAAUGCUUUCGUCUAGUGGGAGGAGUGUUGGUGGAGAGGACGGUAAAAGAAGUUCUACCGGCAUUGGAAAGCAACAAAGAACAGAUCUCCAAAAUAAUCGAGUCCAUCAACACACAGAUGCAGACGAAAGGACGGGAGCUCACAGAGUACAGGGAACGCUACAACAUCCGGUUGGUGGGAGAGGGCGAAGGAGACGCACAAGGCCAGACGGCAGCAUCUUCCAGGGACAGCGAAGGAGGCGGGUCUAAAAGCGGAGCGGGCGUUUUAGUGUCGUAGUUUGUACUAAUGGGGGGGCGACCGUAGGGCCUUAUGAUUUCUACAGUACUGAAAAUAUGGUUGGAGUCACAAAAUCUAGGUUCCAAAAAUUGAGCUUUUACACAUGUUGAAUUUGGUUUAGGAGCUGGGUUAAAUUUCUGCUUAACAUGCUGCACUUGGUAGUGACGUACUUUGCAACAGACACAAACUCUAUACUAUACGUAGUGUUCUGCUUACAUAUGUGGGUGCUAGUGCGUGUAAAAAAUAAGGCUGUUUGUUUUACAUCUGCCUUUCAGUGAUGCUGACUCUUUUUUUAUUUCUGAAAUAUUGUGGCAUAAAUUAAACAACUACAUCCUGA
Epinephelus moara (kelp grouper) is the source of this 871-nucleotide messenger RNA. It is a transcript of the gene pfdn2, whose product is annotated as prefoldin subunit 2. Lineage: Eukaryota; Metazoa; Chordata; Actinopteri; Perciformes; Serranidae. Gene Ontology annotation, cellular component: cytoplasm; prefoldin complex. Gene Ontology annotation, biological process: protein folding. The coding region runs from base 49 to 534 and encodes 161 amino acids. Gene Ontology annotation, molecular function: protein folding chaperone. The record is from RefSeq and is a predicted model, not a curated record. The transcript is spliced from 4 exons.